GACCAGUGUAGUUUGGGUACAAGAUUGGAGUAAAACAUACACCGAAGAAGGCAAAUUAAAGAUGUCACUGUCACACAGUCGUUCCACCGCUCACAUCUUCUCAUCCAAUAAUCAUUCAUGCUCCUCACUGGUCAACAACUUGGCUCCCGAUUCCACCACUUCAUCUUCCAGUACUCUGCCUGGUCAAAUUCCCCAGAUGGAAGAAGGACCAUAUGGCUAUUCGAUGGGGUCUCAGGGAUUGUCCAGGACAAGUGAUAGGAGCGGAGAGACGAUGAUGGCCAUGGCAUAUUUGCCCUAUUCUACUUGCUCAAACUCGACAAUGGAAAGACCAGUGCAGCACAGUCACGUUAUACAACAGGAGUUUUCUCAGUUCAUGCUUCCUCCUCCUCCAUCUACAUUUCGGCAACCAGGCCAGAAGAAAGGCCUGAGUAAAGACAGCAUGGAAUACCGGAUGAGGCGUGAGCGUAACAACAUCGCUGUGAGGAAGAGCCGGGAUAAAGCACGCCGACGUAUCCAGCUCACCCAGCAAAAGGCCUUGGAGCUUCAGCAGGAAAAUCACAGGCUACUACUGCACAUCGAACAGCUUAGCCAUGAGGUGGACACGCUCAGUCGCUAUCUCUCUCAGCGCCACCUACAGACCAAAGUCAAUGAUGGAAGAGUUGAAGAGAACUGUUGAGUGACCUUAGAAACUCGCUUACCUUAGGUAUCAGGUUAGUGGACCUGACUGCAUAAUUACAUAAAUGAAGAAAUGUAAAGACUAUAAGAUUGUAUUGUUAUAUUCUAAACUCGCUCGGUUUAUAUAUCAGUAGGAUAGUCUGUAGAACAAUAUUCAGAUCAAAAUGGACCAACGUUAUUCUGAAAUGUAGUCAAGAUAGCUAAAUUACAGAUUGUAUCACGUUAUUAAAGGGCUUCCUUUAUGUAUUAAAUUAACCCAUUAAAAGAGAAGCAGGAAAAUGGCACACCUUUGGCAAGUUCAAUAGUCUCUAACUUAUAAAACUAACUAACAUCCAGAAAACAUUAUAAUGGUGUUGCGGAAUUUUUCACCUAUAUUGGUGCAAAUGUAUUUUUUUUGUGUUUCACCAAGAAUCCAGGGUGUAACCGCAGCAUACUUCAGUAAUUAUUGUAGUGUUCUUGUGGUAAAAGUGGAAUAAACAAAGUUUCAAGAGAAACAAGAUGUUUCAUACGAAGGUCCUUCAUCAGCUGUGCAAGCAACGUCUUUCUGGCUCCAUCUUAUUAAUAAGCGCAAAAUUUCACAUCCCUUUUGCCAUUCGCUUGAUAAUUUCUUUUAAUAACCUUAUAUGUAUCGUAGCUUCGGAAGGGAACCUCAGUGCUCACUGAAUCAUGGGGAAGCCAUGGCCUAAUGGUUACAGAAGCAGCUUUGGGACCAAAAGGUCGCCGGUUCGAUUCUUUGGACCAGCAGGAAUGGCUGAAGUGCCCUUGAGCAAGGCACCUAACCCCCAACUGUUCCCCAGGCUGCUCUGGGUAUGUUGUACGUCGCUCUGGUUAAGAGCGUCUGCUAAGUGCCUGUAAUGUAAUCUCGUUGUAUGUGAAUAAUGACAAUAAAUGUAACAGAUCAUUAGAGUGGAGGAGUAAGGUGGAGAAAAAAAUAAUUUUGGGUUUAAAACUCAAAACAAGUAGCAGAAACCAAGAAAACGUCCUUUGAGGCAAUUGAAAUAAAUCCACUUUUAUAUCACAUUAACGUUCAUUUCUAUUUGAUUGUUUUAUGGUUAAUAUCUUAACAUGAACUUUUUAAGCAUUACAGAAAAACAUGAUGAUUUCUGUUACUUAUGAUGAUGAAAUAGCGCUAAUGCUCGCAUUAAUUGGCUUGUUAAAUAAGUUUAUGCAAUCCUUUGCACUGAACUUAUAUUUCAUAUAAAUACUAUAUGUUUUAAGAUAAUUUACUGGCCGUAUGUGUGUGUCAGAAAUGUUAGUGAUAAAAGAAGAAGAAGAAUUGUCCUAAUAUACACAACUGUAUAGCAUGUGCAAGUGCAAGAGAACCUUAAACAAAGGACAAAUACAAAAUAACGGAGAAAGUUUUUUUUUUAACUUUGGAUUUUUAUUUUCUAGAUUUAAAUUUUUGUUUUGUUGAAAAGUAAAAAAGUAAAUAAAGGUCACUUUUAAACUAUUACUUGCUCUAUAUAUUAUGUUUCACAUUUAAUAGCAGAUUUUCCUUUACCUAUAUUUUUAAUAAACCACUCAAAGUUUAGAUGU
Neoarius graeffei (lesser salmon catfish) is the source of this 2211-nucleotide messenger RNA. It is a transcript of the gene cebp1, whose product is annotated as CCAAT/enhancer binding protein (C/EBP) 1. Bases 62 to 676 code for a protein of 204 amino acids. Gene Ontology annotation, molecular function: DNA-binding transcription factor activity, RNA polymerase II-specific; RNA polymerase II cis-regulatory region sequence-specific DNA binding. Gene Ontology annotation, biological process: regulation of transcription by RNA polymerase II; DNA-templated transcription; myeloid cell differentiation. The transcript is spliced from 3 exons. The record is from RefSeq and is a predicted model, not a curated record. NCBI's taxonomy places the organism in Eukaryota, Metazoa, Chordata, Actinopteri, Siluriformes, Ariidae.